Paramuricea clavata is the source of this 1689-nucleotide messenger RNA. The record is from the annotation of a GenBank genome assembly. Lineage: Eukaryota; Metazoa; Cnidaria; Anthozoa; Malacalcyonacea; Plexauridae.
AGCAAAAUAAGGCAAUAUGGUUGGCUAAUUUACUCAUGAAUUAUUUAUUAAUGACUUUGAGAUGUCGAAUUCAAAGGCCUCGAAAGAGGAGGUUUGCUCCAGUCCUCGGUUUCGCCUCGAAGUAAAACAAAUCGUCGUACUUGAAACCCGGUCAAGCCCUGUCUCGAGACCUUUAUUAAUACACUUCAAUUUUUUUCUAUAGUCAAUUCGACCUUGCCGAAAUAUGCACUAAAUAAUUUUAGCCGGGACCAGUCUCAGCACAAAACUGAAAAUUUCCAUAGCAGAAAUAAAACCUAACCCUAACCCUAACAACGUUUCUCCUCGCCCUCCUAGAUGCUGGAGUUGAGUUCAUCCGAGUCGUGAAUUUCGGCAUGAAGAUGAAGCUGAACACCUUCCCAAAUCUGCCAAGAGACCUUCUAGACUGCCAAGCUGAAGACCAUGGAUUCCCGCCAAAUGAAUGGGACAUUUCGUUAUCGCGGCGAACCGGCUACCUCUACCUAAUCAAAUCGCAUGCACCAUAUCCCCUUCAUGUAACACCAAACCCGUAUCCCAUCCUUACACCACUAAAUCCGAACCCAAGAGUCACCCUUGGUGGAAACCUGAAUCUUGCCAUUACAGAUGACGGCCCUAUAAAAUUCCUAAAAAUCUACAACCUCCAGUACCACCUUCUGAGAGCUUCCAACACCCAGCCACUAAAUGCCCCAGUGACAACAAGAACAGGGCGGACGCAUAUUCGAGACCAUGUUUUCUAUCCUCGUGGCAAUGCAGGAGUCAAGAGAACUCAUUGGGGGACUCCGAAUGGAAGUUCGCGCGGUGUUCAACCACCAUAUCGAUGCGAUUCAGCAUAUUAUAAUGCAUCACCUGUUCAGCCCGGCAAGCUUUGACGUCCAGACUACGUGCAAAACCAUUAGUGUUGGUGAAUAUCUGCAAGAUGCCCAACGUCUCUUUCGUAACGCCAGGCAAAUUCUUGCUGCGGGUGGUGUUAUGAGGCACGACGUUCAAAGGGAGCUGACUCUCCGAGAAAAAGCCAUGCUCGGAGACUUGAAGCUAUUGCUGGGCUACCGACAUGCGGGAUACAGAUCGGACCGUACAAUUGGACGAUAUUGGUGGUUAAAUCGCAACCCAGCUCCACCCAUUCCACCACAGGUACCACCACCUCAACAACCUCCCCAUGUCAUCGACCUAGAGAGUGAAGACGAGGACCAGCCUCCCGCUGCUGAUGAUCGCCCAGUGAGACCGCAACCACCGCCUGCCAACCUAAACAAUCAGCUGAUCAUACUGGCAAGGAACAAUCGUUCUAAUGAUGGAAGAAGACAAGUUAGUUGGCAAGAGGUACACCGGUUGUUCUCAAUGCGACACCCUGAAAUUAACUCAUCAAGGAACCAGUUAAGAAACAGGGUUAGAUAUCUACAACAAAAAAACCCGAACUUGUUGGAGUGAACUCUUAAACUGGAUUAUGUAAAUAGUAAAACGUAGGGAAAAUGUAAAUAGUAUAACAUUCAUAUUUAAACAAAAAAAAAACCCCAAAAUCUUAUUGUUUUGUUUGCUCCAUAGGGUAAAAAAAAAAUCAAAAAACUUUAAAAAAAAAAAAUAAAAAAAAUUGCGUAUUCAUACUCCGUUUUCCAGUCCAAAAUUUUAUGAGUCCAGUUUUCAUGAAUCCGGUCUUUUUUUGUCAUCUGUCAAUCAAGA